Selaginella moellendorffii is the source of this 2055-nucleotide messenger RNA. RefSeq names its product probable chlorophyll(ide) b reductase NYC1, chloroplastic. The record is from RefSeq and is a predicted model, not a curated record. The transcript has 10 exons. Gene Ontology annotation, molecular function: chlorophyll(ide) b reductase activity. NCBI's taxonomy places the organism in Eukaryota, Viridiplantae, Streptophyta, Lycopodiopsida, Selaginellales, Selaginellaceae. Bases 241 to 1923 code for a protein of 560 amino acids. Gene Ontology annotation, biological process: chlorophyll catabolic process; PSII associated light-harvesting complex II catabolic process.
GCACUUUGGCGGGGAGAUCUUUGUUUAGGUUGCUACCUAGGGCCGAGAGCGCGGAGGCGCGCUACCGACGAGCAAUCGAUCGACCGGAAAGAUCGAAUCGAUCGAUUGCGUGCUGCGCUAGUUCUGGAUUGCGUGCUCGAGUGGAGAAUGUUGCGUCUAUGAGGUUCUUGUUUAGCGCCAGCGAUGAUUUCUUCGAGUGAACGGUAGCGGUAGGUGAAAGACUCGUGCUCUAGAUCUUCCAUGCUCGGGGCUGUCGAUAUUUCGGCGAUGACACCGCGAAUCGGGGCGAAUUGCUGCCCCUCCCAAGCGUCCGCGAUAGAAUGUAAGGACUUCUGCCAAGCGGCAACAUUUUCUAGAUUAGUCCAUUGCAAGCUCAAGAGCAGGCGAUGGAUUCGAAGGCGAGUGUCUUGUUCUCUAAAGAGAGGAGAAGACAGCCACGAGAGUAGCUCGGAGACGAGGACGAAAUCCUCGCAGAAGUCUGGGUUUUGGAACGAGACGGAGAUUGGGAAACUGGUUGGGCCAUUGAUUCAUGUUCUCAAUGGUUCUGCCAAGCCCGAGGCCGAGAGUUCCUUGCCGCCAACCCCGAGUCAGGUCGAUGAUUUUCCUGGGAAGAUCGUCCAGGUGCUGAGUGGAACGUCAUCGCCAUGGUCGCCAUCUCAAGUAUCUCAGUUCAAGAAAACACUGCGGUGGGCCGAAAAUGAGUCUCUCAAGUUCGCUCGUAAAAUUGGGAAAGGGAUGUUCGUGGUGGCAGCGACAGGAGCCAUUCUAGCUACUGGAUUACAGCUUUCAGAUGGUGAUCCAAGACUCGAAAGCUGGCUAUGGUUCAGCUGGCUCGCUGGCCUAGUUAUUGGAAGUAUGAUAGGCUCAAAACACGUACUAGAGAGCAACGCGAAGCCGGGGCCUCUUAACAUUGUGAUCACUGGAAGUACCCGUGGUCUUGGAAAAGCACUGGCUCGAGAAUUUCUAAGAGCUGGAGACAACGUCAUCGUUGCUUCCCGCAGUCAUUCGUCCGUUGCCUCCACGGUGGAAGAGCUGACCCAAGAGCUUGAAGAGUCGAGCAGGAACACUUCGACAGCUUUAAGUUGGCCCGAAAAGAAUCACACAAAAAUGUCCGGGAAAGUUGUGGGAACAACCUGCAACGUGUCGAACAGCGACGAAGUGAAAGCUUUAGCUGAAGUCGCAAUGGAAAAGUUUGGAAGCAUUGAUAUCUGGAUUAACAACGCCGGUGUCAACAAGGGGUUUAAACCACUGACAGACUUUGACGACGAAGAGAUCGAACAGAUUGUUUCAACAAAUCUCGUUGGAUCAAUGAUUUGCACUCGUGAAGCAAUCCGCGUGAUGAAAAAGCAACCAAAGAAGGGUCAUAUAUUCAACAUGGAUGGCGCUGGCUCGAAUGGUGCAGGCACUCCAUUAACAGCAGUAUACGGAGCCAGCAAAAGUGGGCUUCGACAGCUUCACGAGUCCCUGCGAAAGGAAUGCAGGGGCUCUCGCGUUGGAAUUCACACCGCAUCUCCUGGCAUGGUUCUUACAGACCUCCUACUAAGUGGAGCAUCUCUUCACAACAAGAAGAUGUUCAACAUCAUCUGCGAGCAGCCGGAAACCGUUGCUCGCGACCUCGUCCCCAAGAUGCGGCGCGUGAAAGGAACAGGAAAGGCCAUCGAGUACCUCACUCCACCGAGAAUCAUUCUCGCCAUCAUCACGGCGUGGUUGCAUCGCGGUCGCUGGUUCGAUGAAGAGGGAAGAGCAGUGUAUGCGGCCGAAGCCGAUCGCUUGAGAGUGUGGGCGGAGGAACGGCAGCGCUCCAAUUUCGCUUCGGCCAUGGAGACCGUUCCCAGCGGCACUUGGGUCUCACUCUUCUCUUCCUCAGUCAUUUGUGCAUACAUUAUUCUCGCCAACGCUGACAGCAAUCUCCCUGGGACGUAAAGAGCUCGUUCGUGUAAGCUUCUUUUAUAGAAAUAGAAUAGCUAUGACAGGUCCAUUGGUUUAUCUCGAAAAGGAUUUGCAAACUUUGCAGUGGCAGCUCCCACCAAGGACUGCUGGCAAGUCUUCACUGUC